UAAAGUGGGAGAGAGAGAUUUGUGACCCUGGACUGGAGAGGCAGGUUAGCUAGGAUGUUAUAUUUAAUUUUAAUCUUUUUUUUUUUUUUAAAUAAAAUAUCUUCUUACAUUACGAGCCUAACUAUGAAAACACAAAACAUUCUGGCAUGAAAUGAUGACACGUAUUGUAUGAGGGCCUAUGGAAUUAUACAUGGUCGCUCACUCGUCCACUCUGUCUCUCUUGCUUGGCCUUUUUGUCUUACUUCCUCUCUUUUCAUCCACAGCAGAAAAGGAAACCGCAGUACUCUUUCUCUCUACACAUGAAUAUUUUAUUUUUUAUUUUAAAUAAUAACUAUUUCAUAUUGAGGUAGCCUUCCUUUUAAGUCGUAUAUUCUUUAGGCUCUCUCUAUAUAUUGGGGCUGUCCUUUACUACUUAGUACCAAAGCCAUUUCCACAAAGUAUAAUUCACUACCUUGUAUUCUUUAGACAUGGAGGGGAAGCUGUUAAUAUCAAGGUUUAAGUCUGUUUGUGUAUUUUGUGGGAGUAGUACUGGGAAGAGAGAUUGUUAUAGAGAUGCAGCCAUUGAACUGGGGGAAGAGCUGGUAUCAAAAAGGUUGGACCUUGUCUAUGGUGGAGGCAGUAUUGGUCUAAUGGGUUUGGUUUCUCAGGUUGUUCAUCGUGCAGGAGGAAGUGUUCUCGGGUAUAUACAUAUAUAUAUAUUGUUACUAUAUUCAAGUGUGGCUCUUUUUGAGUAUUUUGUGACUCCAUCUUAUUUGUUCUCUUUUUGUCACAGGAUCAUUCCCAGAACUCUAAUGUGUAAAGAGAUAACAGGCGAGACAGUUGGUGAAGUUAGGCCAGUAGCCGACAUGCAUCAAAGGAAAGCAGAAAUGGCCCGCCAUUCUGAUUGUUUUAUUGCCUUGCCAGGUGGGUAUGGAACACUAGAAGAGUUGCUUGAAGUGAUCACCUGGGCUCAACUUGGCAUCCAUGACAAGCCAGUAGGUCUGCUCAAUGUGGAUGGCUACUACGACUCUCUUCUCACUUUUAUUGACAAAGCAGUGGAUGAUGGUUUCAUUAAGCCUUCACAGCGCCACAUCAUAGUCUCUGCCCCCAAUGCCAAAGAGCUUGUUCAGAAACUGGAGGAGUACGUGCCUGUGCAUGAUGGAGUCAUAGCCAAGGCAAGGUGGGAAGGUGAACAACAGCAGCAGCAGCAGCAGAUAGGUUUCAAGCCCGCUUCUUUGCAGACUGAGAUCGCACUAUGAAAGAUCAAAACUAUAUAAACAAAAACAAAAGAAAGUUAGGGAAAAAGGUUGUUUAGGCUAUUUGCUUUUCGUCUAAUAUUUUGGGUCAUAGAGAUCAACCAACCAAUACCAUAAUGGUAUGUGGUAAAAGCACAAUAGUUGACACAUGGCUAAUCUUUUGAUAUUUGUUAAUAUAAAUUAUAAUAUAUAUGAUAUGGGCCUACAACUCUUUAUGUUGAA
This is a messenger RNA of Cannabis sativa, 1457 nucleotides long. Its product is annotated as cytokinin riboside 5'-monophosphate phosphoribohydrolase LOG5. Gene Ontology annotation, biological process: cytokinin biosynthetic process. The record is from RefSeq and is a predicted model, not a curated record. The transcript is spliced from 6 exons. Gene Ontology annotation, molecular function: hydrolase activity, hydrolyzing N-glycosyl compounds. NCBI's taxonomy places the organism in Eukaryota, Viridiplantae, Streptophyta, Magnoliopsida, Rosales, Cannabaceae. Gene Ontology annotation, cellular component: cytosol; nucleus. Bases 468 to 1238 code for a protein of 256 amino acids.